AUGCUCUCGGUGGAGGCGCUGGGUCAAACGUCGCCGCAUCCCCACCCUCUUCCGGCCUCGGCGCCCGAGCCGCGGUAGCUUCUCCCGGUGGAUGCUUCGCCUCUCGGAGCGGAACAUGAAGGUGCUAUUCGUCGCCGCCCUGGUUGUGGGCUCCGUCUUCUUCCUGUUGUUGCCUGGACCGUCCGCGGCCGAUGAGAAGAAGAAGGGGCCCAAAGUCACUGUUAAGGUGUACUUUGACCUGAGAAUUGGAGAUGAAGAUAUAGGCCGGGUGGUCAUCGGUCUCUUUGGAAAGACCGUUCCAAAAACAGUGGAUAAUUUUGUGGCCUUGGCUACAGGAGAGAAAGGAUUUGGCUACAAAGACAGCAAAUUCCAUCGUGUGAUCAAGGACUUCAUGAUCCAGGGUGGAGACUUCACGCGGGGAGAUGGUACUGGAGGUAAGAGCAUUUACGGUGAACGCUUCCCCGAUGAGAACUUCAAGCUUAAACACUAUGGGCCUGGCUGGGUGAGCAUGGCCAAUGCGGGCAAAGACACUAACGGCUCUCAGUUCUUCAUCACGACAGUCAAGACUGCCUGGCUAGAUGGCAAGCAUGUAGUGUUCGGCAAAGUUCUAGAGGGCAUGGAUGUAGUACGGAAGGUGGAAAGCACCAAGACCGAUGGGCGGGACAAGCCUCUGAAGGAUGUGACGAUCGCAGACUGCGGCAAGAUCGAGGUGGAGAAGCCCUUUGCCAUUGCCAAGGAAUAGGGCCCCAGGGACCUCUUCCCUUUGAGCAACUGUCUUUGUGGCCCUGUCGCCCUCCCAGGGGUGAAGAGAGCCCGCCACAGGGCUCCGUGCUGCGCUGGUCCCAGGGCUGGCAUCUGACGGGGCGGGCCCCUCCCCUCCCAUUCCACGGGCCCAGUUUUGUAACAAACUCCUGCCAACAUUGACCAAUAAAAAAUAUGGUGUUUUUUUUUUUCUU
This is a messenger RNA of Odocoileus virginianus texanus, 956 nucleotides long. It is a transcript of the gene PPIB, whose product is annotated as peptidylprolyl isomerase B. Gene Ontology annotation, biological process: protein folding; protein peptidyl-prolyl isomerization. Gene Ontology annotation, molecular function: peptidyl-prolyl cis-trans isomerase activity. NCBI's taxonomy places the organism in Eukaryota, Metazoa, Chordata, Mammalia, Artiodactyla, Cervidae. The record is from RefSeq and is a predicted model, not a curated record.